Messenger RNA from Parnassius apollo (apollo), 927 nucleotides. The record is from the annotation of a GenBank genome assembly. NCBI's taxonomy places the organism in Eukaryota, Metazoa, Arthropoda, Insecta, Lepidoptera, Papilionidae.
AUGCUGGUUACCUAUUUGGAAGCCAGCCGGGACCUUUGCGAGACGGACUCAAUUCUUUUUGGCGCCGCGCUGGCAGUCUGCCGUAUCAUAGGCGCCAAGGUUUCCACGGCUGGACGCGCUACUGGCCAUAGUAGCGCUAUCCCAGCAUGGAGAAGAAGAAUUGAGGAACGUAUCGCAAAGGCUAGAGCUCUCAUCGGCAGACUGAUAUGCUUCAGAUCAGGCAACAACAGGCCAAGAAUUGUGCGCACCGUCAGGAUGGCGUUUGCUGGGACAAAUGUCAGUUUGUCCCAGCCGGAUAUAACGCAAAAACUGACGGAGCGCAUAGAUGAUCUGAAGCAGAGAAUCGCUGCUUGGGGAAAGCGGAUUCGGCGAUAUACCGAGAGGUCGACACGGUUCAACCAGAAUCGUCUCUUCCAGAGUGAUCAGAAGAGGCUCUAUGAAUCAUUGGAGCGACCAAUGGUAAGUGGAACGGGUCCAGCACCGAAUCAGGCCGACACUGUAGCAUUCUGGCGCGGCCUGUGGUCAGAGCCCGUAAACCACAGCGAGGGCCCUUGGACGGAAGUUGUGGCGAGUCAGUGUGCGGGUAUUACGCCCAUGGACCCCGUCAUCAUAACGCCGGAUGACGUAGCUGAGGCGGUUCGUAGGGCCCCGAACUGGAAAAGUCCGGGGCUUGACGGGCUGCAUCACUACUGGCUGAAGGGGUUCAUGGGUUCCGUCUCGCAAAUUUCCGCACGGACUAAAGCUGUUAAACCAAAGCGAAAUUGCGAAGAAACCGAAAAUUGUCGAACAGAUUUGAACAAUGGUAGCAAGAUUUUCAAGAUACUCUGGGGUCUGGAGAUUAUCGUAAAUCAUGCAAUGAUGUUCACACCUCAAAUUGUAUUAAGGGAAAAGGGAUAUGGCUGCUCUGGUUACAUACCGCUUAAAUAA